GCGAGUGGAAAAAAAACAAAACACCAAUUCAAGCAUUACAGUGAUGACAACUAUUUAAGUUGAAAUAGAAGAUGAGCAGCUGAGAUUGUGCUGAAGUCAUCAUACUAACUAAACAGUUGAUCAUAAAUCAUAAAGCUUACUCGCCCUAACAGGUGCAGCAAAAACAAAUGGAGGGUCUGCAUGGCAAGUUUAAAGAAAAGGCAUCUUGCCACCAAAAUCAUGUUUCUUCCUGAUAGAUUCAGUUUUAUAAACAAACAUGACAUAAACCAUCAUAUUCAGGGACCUCUUCAUGUAUUUAACAGGUAACCAGAAUAGUUAUAAAUAUUCAUCAUAUUGAAAAUAAAAAAAAAAGCUGCACAGAGUUGAAAUGUCUGCAGCAAAUGAUGGAAACAUUUUACGCUCUAUGUCGCUAUUUUAGGUUUUGAAUUAGUAGGCGGGUAUGAAUGAUAAUUUCUGUGAUUUCUUUAUUUGAAUAUGAACGCAAUCAUCCUUCCCUUGUUUAAGUUAUGGAUUAACUUAUUAACCAUAUUUCUGGUUUAUUUUCAUCCUGUCGGACAACAGGAGGUAGGCUAAAAGAUCUCAAGAGGCAACACAUCAUGCCCCAGUCUAAAGAAAAGUAAAAAGCAGGUGACAAAGUCAUUGACAACUAUUUUCAUUAAAAAAAUGUUUACUUAACAGCACAUAGUAACAACAUUUACUCAUUACAAUAUUAAGUAUUUAUUUAUAUCAUUCCACCCCUAUUCCUGUGACAAUUUUUUCCCAUUACUUCUUAUUCAUCAAGAAAACAUAUUUACAUUCCUUAAACCCAUGUGACUCUCAUCAUAAGACAAUAACACAAUGUACAAAAAUAUGAAAGGUAAUAAUGAUAGUGAUAAAAAUGAUUAUUUAAGUCUGAUAUUCAUCUACGAUCAUCUUUUUAUACCGUGUUUUAAAUUGUUUCAUGUUUGGACAUUGCUUAAACUUCACAUUCAGACUGUUCCAAAGCUUGGAACCUUCCUAGGAGUGGCUGGUCAACCAAAAUUACUCCAAGACCUCACUAACAACCAGGAGAUCACAAAACAACCCAGAACAACAUCUAAAGCACUGCAGACCCCACAUGUCUCAUUUAAGGCGGUUUCUCAGAACUACACUGUUGGCAAAGUGGAGCCUCAGGAGAGUCCUGUUUUCAAGUUGAAGGUAACUGAAGGCCCAUCUAGUCCUCCUCCUCAUCAGUAUCAGGAUAAGAGGAGAGUCAGUGAUGUUGGCGAGGCAUCAGCAUAUCAGUAUCCAGAGGAAAAACAUGAAGGGAAGUUUAAUGUGGAAAAUCCACCCACAAUCCAGAUGGAUGGCUCUGGUCAUAUGACUGGCAUUAAAUCUCUUAAUACCAUUUUGAACAAAGAAGAUUCUAAGGAGUCGAAGCCUGGACCUAAGGGUAUGAUCAUCAGAGGGAUGACUUUUUACAAAUCUGAGCCUGAUCUCAUGGAGCCAGACCCCAUGGUGGCAGAUGAUGGAGAUCCUGGAGAGAACUUGUUUGAAUAUCAUGAAUUCAGUGGAGAAGGCCCGGUCAACCUCUUCAUCGAAGAGAACCUCCUUCUCCAUCGAGCCCCUCGGCCCAGGACCCAAACUUAUCUGGGAUCAUUUCGGCCGAAAACAACGGAUCCUGAGCACAAUUCCAAGACCAGUCCAUCCGUAAAACUGAAGGAAAUGAAGCCCAUCUCAAGGACUCAUAAUGAGGUCAUCAGUGUUGGUGGAAAUAAGUCAUCGGAUGUGUCUAGAGAGGCAUCCACAGUGAGAAGCGUUACAGCCGGACCAACCAGUGCAGCACAAAGUUUGAUCAAACACACAGAACCUCAGACAGAUCAGAGAGUCACACCUUGGCCAGGAGCUUCUUCAACUAUCAUUCCUGCAGAAACAACCAAUCAAAUUAUAGUGAACACAACCCAGCCCUCUCAUAGGCCAGACAUAAAGGAAAUGGUGCUACCAUUAACCACUGGAUAUUCUCCCAUUACUGAGAUGGAAACCACCAGCUUUGAGCACAAAGAUCAAACCCAGAUGACAUCUGAUCGGCACGCUUUGGCAGAGGCUCAAACAACCGGCCCUCCAUCUGCUACAACUAUCACCCCUCCAUCCUCAGCAUCAGUACCUCCCAUAUUAUAUCCCACCUCAGCACAGACUGCUCCCACACACUCUUCAGAGUCCACCUUACCUGGUGACACUGCUCUGCCUACCAUCACAGCUGUACCCAUCUCCACCAAAGUCCCCACCACUGCCAAACAGGCAGUCCCAGUGAAAAGAAAAUACAAAAUAAACUGGGAAGAAGAAGACGUGGGAGCUGAAAACGUUGGGAUACAAGAACCAUUGCAAAGCAAUAAGGACUCAACUUCAAGGAAAACUGGGGAGUGUAAAGACACUUUGGCAAGUAUCUCUGAGCCAACCACUCACAACACCUACGGCAGACCUGAGGGAGCAUGGAUGAAGGAUCCCAAAUCCAAUGAUGACAAGAUCUAUAUUACAAAUUUCCAUUAUGGGAAUAACCUCCUGGAGUUCAAGAAUCUGGAGGUUUUUAAACGAGGCCGUUUCACCAACUCCUACAAGCUCCCAUACAACUGGAUCGGCACAGGCCAUGUGGUCUAUGGUGGGGCCUUCUACUACAACCGGGCCUUCUCCAGGGACAUCAUCAAGUAUGACCUGCGACACCGCUACGUGUCCACCUGGACUAUGCUGCACGAUGCCGUGUUUGAGGAGUCUUCGUCACCGUGGGAAUGGCACAGCCACUCAUUGAUCGACUUUGCGGUGGACGAGAACGGCCUGUGGAUCAUCUACCCUGCACUAGAUGACGAGGGUUUCUUACAAGAGGUAGUCAUCCUGAGUCGCCUGAAUCCCACGGACCUCAGCAUGCAGAGGGAGACCACCUGGAGGACUGGGCUUAGGAGGAACAAUUUUGGGAAUUGCUUCGUCAUGUGCGGCGUCUUGUACGCUGUGGACAGCUACAACAAAAGGGAUGCCAACCUGGAAUAUGCCUUCGACACACACACAAACACUCAAAUGAUUCCCAGAAUGCCCUUCAUCAACAACUACACAUACACGACACAGAUCGACUAUAACCCGAAGGAGGGUGUUUUGUAUGCAUGGGACAAUGGACACCAGGUCACAUACAACAUUAAGUUUGCUUAUGUAGAUCCUUAACAGUCCCUGAAUUUGUUUUUAUUUUUGAAUGGAUUGUAGAUCAGUCCAUCCUGGCUUCAGAACCGAGACAGAUGAUGCCAAAUGUACAUAUAUACUUAGUGUUUACAUUGUUCAUAUUAAAGUUUACAUUUUAUAAAAAUAAAAUAGAUUUACCUUGAAUCUUUACAUCAUGUUUAACUGAAUGCUGUCCUUUGGAAAAAGAUUUAUAACUCCUUGAACUGUAAAGUGUGAACCUGUGCACUAUGAAGUGCCAGGUGAAAACCCCUGACGAGCACACAAUUGUGGAGUAGAAGCAAAGCUAUAUAUGGCUUUCAGAUAUUUCUUUACUAAAAUAUGACCUGUAUGAUGCUGUUUUCAGCACCACGGAGUCAGAACCACCUUCAACUGAGUUACAGCUGCACGUGUUUAUGAAUAUUGCUUUACCAGCUUUACACAUCUAGACAUUGUAAUCUCUGGCCAUUUUCCUUUCUAAAACAGAUCAUGCUAAGAUUAGAUGAAAAGUAUCAGGAAGGACUGAAGAAAACCAUCUCUACAGCAUGAUGCUGCCACCACUGUGUCUUACUGUAGGGAUGGUGUGCAAUGCUACGACUGUGUUUUACAGGUAAGCAUAGGAGUUCAGCUUUAGGCUUAUCAUCCUUCUUCCAUGCUUGCUGUGUUCACUAGUUUGUUGCAGGCAAUGGCUUUCUUGCUGCCAAUCUUACAUAAAGACCAGAUUUGUCGAGUGCGUAUAUAAGGAUAAAGAUAACCGGUCACACGGGAUUUUAUUUAGGAUUGUCAGAUUUUUAAAAAGUAUCAGAUACCACACUUGUCAGAUUUUCAUUUGCACUACUUUUUGUUGGUCUGUCACAAAAAACCCUAAUAAAAUACAAUAAAGCUUGUGUUUGCAACAGGACAACGGGUAUAAAUAAUUUUGUAAGGUACUGUAUUACAUUCUAUAAAAAUGUAAAAAAGCUGUUACCAAAUUUCUAAGCUUGAGAAAAAAAAUACAAAGUCCAGAAAAUCUAAGAAAAUCUCCUGUUUCUGUUUUUUACAUUGUAUAUUUUUUUGCAUAAUGUAUGCCAGAGCUCCUUUAUCUCAUAAAACACAUUCUCCCUAUGAAAUAAAUCCCAAAACAUUGCCAAAG
This is a messenger RNA of Girardinichthys multiradiatus, 4288 nucleotides long. It is a transcript of the gene olfml2ba, whose product is annotated as olfactomedin-like 2Ba. The record is from RefSeq and is a predicted model, not a curated record. Bases 838 to 3165 code for a protein of 775 amino acids. Gene Ontology annotation, biological process: signal transduction. NCBI's taxonomy places the organism in Eukaryota, Metazoa, Chordata, Actinopteri, Cyprinodontiformes, Goodeidae. The transcript is spliced from 6 exons.